AUGGAAACGAAGAAAAAAGGGACGAAGCUGCUGUACUGCGCCCUCGGGGCACUGGUGCCCGUUUACUGGUUUCACCACCGCAGGGCAAACAGAAGUCAAAGCGACUACAACAAAAUUGGAGACAACGUAGAGAUCAUGAAGACGCUAAAAAUGAACAACCCACUCUGUCACAUACCAUUAAUCAUCCUAAGCAUCUACGAUGGUUAUAUUUACGAAAAUAAAAUGCUCCGAAAAGUUUAUUACAAAUUUAGGGAGAGGUCAUCAGAGGAAGUCUCCGUUCCGUCCUCACCUCUCCUUCAGCAUCCCCACCGUAGGGGCAACAACGCAACCACCAAAGGAGCAGCCACGCAGGGUCCUAAUUACCACUUUAUCACGCACAGCGAAAAAAGCAUAUUUAACAAGAUGUAUUUUUAUGAGGUUAUAUUGGACAGGAGUGUAAGGUAUGCCGUGAUUUCGCCGCAACUCAGUUUCUACAUUUUGAGGCAGCUAUCUCAGCACGUUGUAAAUUUGAACACGAGGUUGUACCAUGAGAAGGAGUUCACCUUACACAGGGGGGGUCAUCACGUCGAUGAUUAUACACGUGGUGAUGAUCGUGAGGGCUGGUUUUCCAACUGGGUGAUGCGUUUGCUGUGGGGCGGAGUUUGGCCCGACGAGGUGAACAGCACCCACUACAGAGACGACUACAGUGACAACCAGACAGUAGGAGAGGAGAGAUCCACGCAGCGGACGAAGCACCUCCGAGGAAACCUCUACGAAAAAUACGAUAUUCACAGAUAUGAAGACACAUUUAGCCGAACGAAGGGAAGUGGUAAGAGUCCCCCCCCACAGCACGACCAAGUGAGCAUCAACCUUUUGUAUUUGCUGAACAAGGCAUACGAUAAUGUGAGUAGGAUCUGCAUAGACACGGAGACGAACCUUUUUGUAAACCUCUAUAUGGUAAACAUUUUAAAGUUCAUUUGUUAUAGGAAUUAUAGACACGUUCUUAUGAACAGCUCCUUGUUUGCGGAACUGGACAGGAGGAACAGGAAGGGCAGAAGUCCCUUCGACUACUUUUGCGCCUUUUUCGCGGGGGGUAGAGUGGCUGAAAAGGGGUACCUCCCUAUGGACGAUGCGGACAGGCAUUUGUUUUGGGGGGAAGAAGAAGGGGUGUAUGAAAGGGGCCCAACGGACGGUUCGACAAGUGACCCAACGAGCGGACCAAUGGACGGGGAGGAACAGAUGGGAAGGAGGUCCUGCACCCCGUCUAACAUUCCAUCUUCCGGGGGAAUCCAAAGAAGGGAUGAUAAGGAGAACGUAGUGGAGCAAAGUACAAAUCGCAACAGCAAUCACCACAUAGUAGAAGCAGCUACGUCACAAACUAUUGCCACGUAUAACCAUGGUGGAAACCCCCGCCAACAGGAAGACACAAAAGAGACGCACCCACAGAAUUACACACAGUAUCAAUGUAGAGUAGAGGAAAAAAUGAAAAUUCUAAAUGACCUCUACUUGGUCCUGUACCUACGCCUCCUCCUCGAAUGCUGCGUCACUCUUGUGAGCAUAAAAAAAAACUUACUAACGUUGGAGGAGAAGGUAAAGUUUGAAAAAGGGAAUAGAGUUUUUUACCUGAGCAGGUCAGAUGCGAUUGAAAAUUUGAAGGUGCACUUCCUGAAGCGGUUUCGGCGUGGCGAGGAGAAACGGGGGUUCCACGUAUUCUUUCGCCCGUAUGGUAACGCCAUGCGGAAUGGGCAACCUAAUAAGAGGCAGGAUAUUCAGCCAGAAAGGGCGCUAAGAAAACUUCCCACAUGGCAUAGUAAAGAUGUUCAGCCGAAUGUGGAGCAGUCCAGCCUAGUUACGUGGAAGAGUAAACUGAGGGGACACUCCAAAAGGGCAAAAGUCUACAUAAACAAGAAACUUUUUCACUUUAAAAAAACGAUAAACUACUAUGUUAUAAACUUGGACGAAGCUAUAAAGAACAAAUAUUACAAAAGGGUCCACCAAAAAAAUGUGAAACGGAUAAAGAAGCAUCUAAGGGAGAACACGCAGAAGGAAAUAAACUUGGAACGGUUCCACGAUAUGUACUCCAACAUGGUUGCUAACUUAAAUGGGAUCCUUUCCUUUGCUUACGCAGUGGAUGCGAAAAAUCAGGCCCAUCGUAUUUUAUCCCUUUACAACACUUGCGUCUUCUACCAGUAUAACUACCUGAACGAGCAUGAUAGUCUGUUUUUUAAAAACGGGGUUAGUAGGUACUUGCGUCGUUUGGGUGAGUGGUCCUCAUCCUCAGAAGGAAGGGAAAACGAUUCACUGGAACAACAGUCUUCCCCAUCCUUCUACUACACCAACGACAUCCACCUGCUGCUCCUCCUCUACACACAGCGAAUACAAAAGUGCCUAAAUGUAUUCACCUAUAUAUAUAAUAAGAACCACUUCAGCAAGUACUGCUCUUUGUGCUAUAUAUUCCAUAAGUUGAACUAUAUUCUUUUUUCUAAGAAGAGUUCAUCUCACUGGAUCAUGAAUGUUGCCUAUCUGGCUUACCACAACUGGUUCGCUUGCUUCUCCUUCCUUUAUUUUUUUUGUGUCUACUCGUAUGUUGCUUUUUUUCUCAUCUACCAGUCUAACACAUUCUCUUCCGUGCGUUACUUUGGCAUUUUUGCCGACCCAGGUCUAUCUCUCUACUUUGUGCAGUUAUACACCAAUGCACGAUCGCUGACCGGUGCGUGA
Molecule: messenger RNA, 2697 nt
Organism: Plasmodium coatneyi
Lineage: Eukaryota; Apicomplexa; Aconoidasida; Haemosporida; Plasmodiidae
Exons: 1
Coding region: 1-2697 (898 amino acids)
Source: RefSeq, a predicted model, not a curated record